Paramecium octaurelia is the source of this 782-nucleotide messenger RNA. The record is from the annotation of a GenBank genome assembly. Lineage: Eukaryota; Ciliophora; Oligohymenophorea; Peniculida; Parameciidae.
UAAAUUUUAAUGUCGAUAUUUCAUGUGACAGAUAUAUCUGAAAAACCUUCUUCCUAUACUAGCUCCCUAGCAAACAAAGAGGUUUCAUCAAUAGUCUAUAAUAGAUAAAUUACCAAGCUCUAAGAAGCGAAGUAAGAACUUCCAUCAUAGAUAAAUAUAACCAUUUCGAAAAGCUGGGCUAAAAGCCUUUGAGUCCAAAAGGUGGAUAAUAAACCCGAGACAGUCCCAGAAAACAUUAAAACACUCUUCGUACUUUGGAUAUUUUAUUUGGAAAACCAACCCAAAAUCCUGAGUAGGUGUCUCAAUCCUCCCCUGCGAAAAUUAGUGGAUUAAAGAAGAAGUAAAACUAUCAUUUUAAGCUAAGAAUGCAAUAGAUCGGGACUCAAGAACAAACCGGAAAGUUUCAUUUAUCCACCGGUGCCUAGGAUUUCAAAAGCACCUACUACGACUAAUCAGGAUCCAAAUACUCCUUCUUAUCACCUUAAAACAGAAAUAAUCAAGAUAAUUUGGUGAGAUCUGGAUCCCAAACAUCAAAAUUCUAUCCCGAAAGAGGGUAAAUUAAUUAAAUAUUCUAAUAGUACCCAACUCAGUAAUUCUGUGCCUAUCUAAAGGUUAGUUGAAAUCUAAAAUUUAUUAGAAUUGACUCCAGCAAGUGAGUUGUAAACCUUACCAAGAAAGUAAACUUUAUUAUAAAUUUUAGUUAUUUGGAUGAAUUAUAGAGAGUAGCCAGUUCAAUUUAAAGGAACUUGAAACAUCACAAUGAUAUACGUUUAAAGUAAUGA